UCCGGGUGCCUUACUGCAGGUCUAGCUCUGCAGCUGAGCAGGCGUGAAUGGUUCCAUGUGAAUUGCUCUGUGUGCUGCCGUUUGGUGCGGUGAGGAGAGCUCCGGCAAGCUCUGCAACCACAGCAUGGAAUCAGACCAGGCAGACUUCGAACAUAGAGAUCCACCUGGCUCAAGAGUUCUGGAGGAUGCAGUGACCUUUGAUGAUGUGCAUGUGAAUUUCACUUCAGAAGAGUGGGCUUUGUUGGAUCCUUCCCAGAAGAGUCUUUACAAAGAUGUGAUGCUGGAGACCUACUGGAAUCUCACUGUUACAGGUUACAUUUUGGAAGACCAUAAUAUUGAAGAACAUUUUCAAAGUUCUAGAAGACAUGGAAGACCUGAAAGAAGUCAUACUGGAGAGAAAACCUAUGAAGAUAUUAAGUAUGGUGAAGCCUUUAUAUAUCACAGUAGUCUCCAAAUACAUAAAAGAAUUCAUACUGGAGAGAAAUUUUAUGAAUGUAAGCCAUGUGGUAAAGUCUUUGCAUAUCACUGCCAUCUUCGAAUACAUAAAGGAAUACAUACUGCAGAGAAACUUUAUAAAUGUAUUCAGUGUGGUAAAGCUUUUUCAGAGCAUAAUACUCUCCAACGACAUAGAGGAACCCAUGCAGAAGAGAAACCCUAUGAAUGUAAUCAAUGUGGUAAAGCCUUUGCACGCAAUAUUAGUCUUAAAAAUCAUGAACGAACUCAUAUCAGAGAGAAAACUUACAAAACUUACAAAUGUAAUGAAUGUGAUAAAGCCUUUUCACAUCACUCUUAUAUAAAAAUACAUAAAAGAAUACACACUGGAGAGAAACCGUAUGAAUGUAAUCAGUGUGGCAAAGCUUUUGCAUGUCUCAGCAGUCUCCGAAUGCAUGGAAGAACACAUACUGGAGAGAAACCCUACAAAUGUAAUCAAUGUGGUAAAGGCUUUGUAAGUCACAGUCAUCUUAAAAGACAUAAAAGAACACAUACUGGAGAGAAACCCUAUGAAUGUAAUCAAUGUGAUAAAGCAUUUUCAGACCACGAUACUCUCCGAAUACAUGAAAGAACACAUACUGGAGAGAAACCCUUUGAAUGUAACCAGUGUGGUAAAACCUUUAAAGUACACAGUCAACUCCGAAUACAUAAAAGAACACACACUGGAGAGAAGCCCCACGAAUGUAAUCAAUGUGGUAAAACCUUUGCAUGUCCCAGUACUUUCCAAAAACAUAAAAGAAUACAUACUGGAGAGAAACCCUAUGAAUGCAAUCAGUGUCUUAAAACCUUUGCACAUCAUAAUCGUCUCCGAAUACAUAAAAGAACACAUACCGGAGAGAAACCCUUCAGAUGUAAUCAAUGUGGUAAAAUCUUUUCACAGUCCAAUAGUCUCCGAAUACAUAAAAUAACACAUACUGGAGAGAAACCCUAUGAAUGUAAUAAAUGUGGUAAAGCCUUUCCAUAUGACAGUAGUCUACGAGUGCAUAAAAGAACACAUACUGGAGUGAAGCCUUAUGAAUGUAACCAGUGUGGCAAAGCCUUUGGAUAUCACAGUCAUCUUCAGAGGCAUGAAAGAACACAUAUUGGAGAGAAACCUUAUUAAUAUAAGCAAUGUGGUAAAGCCUUUGUAUGCCACAGUAAUCUUCAAAGGCACAAAUGAAUUCAUACUAGAGAAAAACCUCAAGAAUAUAUUUAAUAUGGUGAAGGUUUUGCGUGGUUUUAUAGUCUUUGUCAUCAUAAAAGUACACAUGCUGGAGAGAAAUUUUAUGAAUGUAGGCAAUAUGGUAAAGUCUUUGUGUUAUGGGGCCCACUUAGACCCAACACAACUAAAAGACCACAUUAAUGCUGAUGACAGUUUAUUAUAAUCAAGCCAUUACUGAUCAAUCAGUACCAUAGAAUAUACUUAGGAGCUGAACUUGAACCCUGAGCCAGAAAUGUACCGGGGUUUAAAGCUUGAAAACCACAAACAUUUGUGCCAAGCUAUAGCAAUGUUUUCCUACCAAUCAGAUAUAGGACUUGUUCCUUAUGUAGUUGAUCUUUGUCAACUGAUGCAGAAUGUAGGUUUUUACAGUCUAAAAAUUAUAUCCAUUUUCUCUUUGUGGUUAGAAACAGGCAUUGUGUUUUGGGUAACAAAAGAUGUGUAACAGCUGAAAUCAGGGACCAGACAAGGCUGCCCCCUUUCUCCUUAUCUUUUCAAUAUUGUACUUGAGGUACUAGCUCGGGCAAUUCGACAACAUAAGGAGGUCAAAGGGAUACAAAUUGGAAAGGAAGAAGUCAAACUAUCAUUAUUUGCAGAUGACAUGAUAGUCUACCUAAGUGACCCAAAAAACUCCACUAGAGAACUCCUAUAGCUGAUAAACAACUUCAGCAAAGUGGCAGGUUAUAAAAUCAACUCAAGCAAAUCAGUGGCCUUCCUAUACUC
This is a messenger RNA of Apodemus sylvaticus (European woodmouse), 2413 nucleotides long. RefSeq names its product zinc finger protein 431-like. The coding region runs from base 125 to 1594 and encodes 489 amino acids. NCBI's taxonomy places the organism in Eukaryota, Metazoa, Chordata, Mammalia, Rodentia, Muridae. The record is from RefSeq and is a predicted model, not a curated record. The transcript has 6 exons. Gene Ontology annotation, biological process: regulation of DNA-templated transcription.